Molecule: messenger RNA, 2262 nt
Organism: Halteromyces radiatus
Lineage: Eukaryota; Fungi; Mucoromycota; Mucoromycetes; Mucorales; Cunninghamellaceae
Product: cytochrome P450
Exons: 14
Coding region: 1-2262 (753 amino acids)
Molecular function (GO): monooxygenase activity; oxidoreductase activity, acting on paired donors, with incorporation or reduction of molecular oxygen; heme binding
Source: RefSeq, a predicted model, not a curated record
AUGAUUGUCAUUCUAUCCCAUCAUUAUGAUGUUCAGAAGAAGAUACAAUUGGAACUCGAUGCCUUUAUUCAAGCACAUGGUCGUCUCCCUACCUUCGAAGAGCGAGAUCAAGUCCCUUAUAUUAUUGCCGUGCAAAAGGAAUGCAUGCGUUACAAGCCCACCACUUCCUUUGGUAUACCUCACGUGGCUAAUAAUGAUUUGGUGGUUCGCGAUUAUUUUUUCCCCAAAGGCUCUGUAUUAGUUAGUAAUAUGUUCGGUAUGCAUAUGAAUUCCGAUAUCUAUUCUGAUCCAGAAAUAUUCAAGCCUGAACGCUUUCUGAACAACAUUCGAACAAUGUCAUCGGCGGCAAAUGGCAAUGUCAAUCAACGUGAUCAUUUCAACUUCGGAUGGGGAAGACGCACUUGUCCUGGUAUUUAUUUGGCAGAAGCAGAGAUGUUCCAUAUUUUUAUUCGGAUCUUCGCAAACGCAAGUAUUGUACCUUCUUUGGAUGGCGAUAGCAAGGAAGUACCUAUUGAUAUGGAAGUGGGGUUAGAUACUGGAGGUGUCAAUUUGCCUCACCCUUAUCAGAAGGAUACCGAAUUGAGACUUGCCAUGCCAUCGCAUGUAAUGCAAAAAAUACAGAUAGACGACGAUGACGAUAAUAGCGAAAACAUGAAGUUCAUAUUUUGCAUGACAACAAAUCCUGAUGAAACAGCAACCACAUCGGCAAAAGCAACUCUUGGUGAUAAAAGACAAAUCAUCUUGGCCAUAGCUACUAUCAUCUCAGCGAGUAUUGGGUUGCGUUAUCUGUUUUUCGCAAAGAAAGAUAUGACUAGCAAGCAGCGUUUCAAGGACAUCCCCACUCCUAGGCAACAAUGGCCCAUUGUAGGACACCUUCUUUCUCUUGGCCAACAUCCUGGAUAUACCGUGGCAAAAUGGAGUAAGGAACUUGGACCUAUCAUUCAGCUGAAAAUGGGUGUACAAACUUGGUUCGUGAUAUCUGAUCCUGCACUUGCUCAAGAAAUCUUCAUGAUUCAUGGUGUUGCAACAUCUGACCGACCCUCACAUACAUUCCUUACCUAUUAUAGCCACGGUAAAAGGGGAAUUACUUGUUCUGAUGCGGACAAACGGUGGAAACAAGCAAGAGCUGCCGCUUUGUCCAUCCUAUCACCACAACGCGUCAAUGAAUUUACCGGUGUUCUUAUGUAUGAAGCCGAUGCUCUGGUGGAACAACUAGUCUCUCGUAGUCAAGCUGAUGGUCAAGUGGAUCCUGCUCCCUAUGUGCAAAACGCUGCCAUGAAUUUUAUUUUGACAACUUGCUUUGCCACUCGUAUCAACUCCGUGGAAGAUCAACGAUUCAAGAAUAUCAGGGAACAUGCAAUUGCCGGCCUGAAAUUAGCAGGGACUGAAGGCGAUCUUUAUCAGUUUUUUCCGUAUAUAUCUGCUUUGGAAGUGCUUCUUGGGAAGAAAAGAAUGUAUCGUGAUUUUAUUGCGAACUCCAGUGAUCCUCUUUUCACUCGGUUGAUCAAAGACGCCUUGUCAAGUGACAAAGAUUCGAUGGUCAAGACUUUGAUGGCUCUCAAGGAUGAACAUGAUUUGGAUGAUGAGGAUGUCCUUGUGGUUAUGUGUGACCUUUUUGGCGGUGGUAGCGAUACUAGCUCUGUUUCGAUAUCUUGGAUGAUUGUCAUUUUAUCCCACCAUCCUGAUGUCCAGAAGAAGAUACAAGCAGAACUCGAUGCCUUUACUCAAAUACAUGGCCGCAUUCCUACCUUUGAAGAACGAGAUCAAGUCCCUUAUCUUAUUGCUGUGCAAAAGGAAUGUAUGCGUUACAAGCCCCUAAUAACCUUUCAUCUGCCUCAUGUUGCUAGUCGUGACUUGGUGGUCCGUGAUUAUUUUAUUCCCAAAGGCACUGUAUUGGAAACCAACAUGAUUGGAUUGCACAUGGAUCCUGAUAUUUAUCCCGAUCCAGAAACUUUCAAGCCUGAACGCUUUUUGAACAACACUCGAACAAUGUCAUCUUCGGCAAAUGGCAAUGUCAAUCAACGUGAUCUUUUCAUCUUCGGUUGGGGAAGACGUAUUUGUCCUGGUAUUUAUUUGGCAGAAGUAGAAAUUUUCCAUAUCUUUGUUCGGAUCUUCGCAAAUGCAAGUAUUGCGGCACCUUUGGAUGGUGGCGGCAAGGAAGUACCUAUUGAUAUGGAUGCAAUUUUGGAUACUGGUGUUUCCUAUUUACCCCAACCUUAUCAGGUGCGAUUUAUCCCUCGUAGUGUUUCCCCGUUGAAAUAG